AUAAAAGCCAUGAAUGCCGAUCCUUUUAAGCUUCUACCUCCGGAUGAAUCAAGAAAGGAAGAAUUACUUGAUGUUGUGAAAGAGGAGGGAAAAAAUUAUCCAAAAACAUUAAUCUCUAGCGUGAUUGGAAGGAAGAACGAUAGAGACAUUCGUUAA
Dovyalis caffra is the source of this 156-nucleotide messenger RNA. The record is from the annotation of a GenBank genome assembly. NCBI's taxonomy places the organism in Eukaryota, Viridiplantae, Streptophyta, Magnoliopsida, Malpighiales, Salicaceae.